Mesorhabditis belari is the source of this 225-nucleotide messenger RNA. The record is from the annotation of a GenBank genome assembly. NCBI's taxonomy places the organism in Eukaryota, Metazoa, Nematoda, Chromadorea, Rhabditida, Rhabditidae.
AUGCCCGGAGUUAUCGACAAAACCAAGGAGGCUGUCUCGAAUGCCGCUGAAGCUGUGAAAGACAAAUUCAAUGAUAUGACUGGAAACACGCACGAGGAGCGAGCUCGCGACAACGCUCAAUCAGCCUGGGAUCAAACGAAGGACAAGGCUCAAAACAAGACAGAACAAGCAAAGGAUUGGGCUAGUGACAAGAUGCAUCAAGCUGGCCGAAAAAUCGAUGAACAC